AUGCCAUGUGUAGGGCAGGUUGGGCUAAAACGGAUCUGGCCCAAAUUGCCAUUCCUAUUCCGAGCCGUGACCACGUUUCAACCCAAUAAGUACACGCACAUCAUCUCCUUACAAGUUACAUCCAAGCUCCAACCUAUCUUUAUCUCCAGACCUAAGAUUAAAGGUUUUGUUGCAGCUCGGAGAUCUGCGUUUGGUCAAUUCAAACUCCACAGAUUGUUGCGCGCUUUGAUGGCUGGCAGGCGUGUCAACCUUGAUUCCAAGUUCGGAAUUAAAAAGUGUGUUGAGAGAUACAACCAUGGUGAUGAUCUUAUAAGUCGGUUGCCUGAUGACAUUCUCCUUGUUAUCCUAUCUUCCCUCCCACUGAAAGAAGCUGGCCGCACAAGUGUUCUUUCAUCUCGCUGGAGAAACUUGUGGAGUUACACCUCAUAUCUCUACUUCGAUGACCAUAGCUCCAUGGAGAAGAUUAUCCAGGUCCCAGAUUCCCUCUCUGUAGAGAGGGAAAAGUAUGUAAGAUGGGUGGAUUCGGUUCUCCAAUCACACAGAGGAUUCAGCUUGAAAGAAUUAAGAAUAUGUUUUAGUUUAGUCCAAUCACCGUCAAUUACGAAGUGGAUUGAAUUUGCUUUUGAGAGGCACAUCGAAAAGUUGGAAUUGAACCUUUCAGAUGGUGAUUAUGUUCACGACCCAGAUGAAACGUACGUGUUUCCUCAAGAGUUGUUAUGGGAAAAUAACAGUUCCUAUAAUCCUUAUAAAUCUAGCAGACUUUUCAACUAUAAAACCAUAAAAAUAUUGAGCUUCAGCUGCAUUAAUGUCUCUCGUGAAGCUAUCGAGUUUUUCUUUCGUUACUGCCCAUUGCUGGAGCAGUUAGUUGUCCAUUUCUCCGUUGUAUUGACCAGUCUUGAAGUUUGUGGACCAUCCCUUGUGUUAAAGCAUUUGGAGAUAUGCAAGUGCAGUUAUUUGGAAUCCUUAAGAAUUUCUGCUCCAAAUCUUAGUACGCUUAUACUUGGUAAAAUAGAAGGCCUCUUGCUUGAGGAUGUUCCAGUGCUUCGUGACGUUUAUGUGAACUUUAAUGACAGUCGGCCUGAUUCUUUUUAUGUACAAAAGCUAGUUCCCACACUGCUUUGCUGUCUUUCCCACUUGGAGAUUCUCACCUUCAAUAUUUAUCUUAGGAAUGAGGUUCUAUCGACGCUCAAUUUCCCUGUGAUGCCUAAACUUAGGAAGUUGGUCUUCAUUAAAGGUUUAAGUGGAGUGGAUUCAAGUCUGCUAGAACUAACUCAUUUUAUCAAGGCAUCUCCCAACUUGCAAGAAUUUGAGUUGAAGCAAUCAUGGUUUGAAGCGGAAAGGUCAGAUAGAGAAAUCCAGAAGGGAGUUAAGCAGUUUCCACUGCACCAGCACUUGAAUGUUUUUCGGUUUUCAGGUUAUUAUGGUUGCCCGAGUGAUGUUGAAUUAGUCAACUACUUGUUGGAGAGUUGUGUCGCGCUUAGGGAGAUCAUUGUUGAUACCCAAGCUCCGAUACAUCUGGCUUACGAGGCAGUUGAUCCUGAAGAAUUAAAAUUGGCCGAAAUAGCAAAGGUUUAUGCUAAACAGCAGCUGGAGCCGCUAGUACCUAAGCACAUUAGGUUAUUUAUAUGUUAA
Molecule: messenger RNA, 1632 nt
Organism: Striga hermonthica
Lineage: Eukaryota; Viridiplantae; Streptophyta; Magnoliopsida; Lamiales; Orobanchaceae
Source: the annotation of a GenBank genome assembly